CUGCUUCUGCUUUACUCGUCGCCAGCCACUUCUCUCUUCGAUUUUUAAUGAAAGCGAAUUAGGGUUUACCACUACCAUAACUUUUCUAGCCCACUUAAAACCCCAGUACCAAAUCCCUAAAUCGGAAGAAAUGCCAGGGCAAACGCUGGAUAUGGAGCCAGUGGAGCCGCAGUCAUUGAAGAAGCUCAGCCUCAAAUCCCUAAAGCGUGCUCUUGAUCUCUUUAGCCCUGUCCAUGGUCAAUUCGCUGCUCCUGACCCUGAAAGCAAGAAAAUUCGCAUGAGCCACAAGAUAAAUGUGGAGUAUAGUGGAAUUAAAACAGCACCGGGUCAACCUUUGAGGCAAGUUAAUUAUGGUUCUGCUGAUGCUUCGAGUCAAGGUUCGGCGCCUUCGAAUGCCCUUGCUCUUACAGGGCCAGGAGAUUCUAGGAAUUCACAAAAGGAAGGGACUCCGAAUGCUUUAGCUGUCGGUCCAUCUUUGCAGCCAAAGAUGCAAAACAAUGUUGGUACUUCUGGCAAAGGCACUGUCAUGGUUUCUUCUUCUGCUCCCUUUUCUGAAAGGUUAACAACCUCUGCGAUAAUAGAAAGAAUCCCGAGCAAGUGGCCACGUCCCGUAUGGCAUCGUCCCUGGAAGAACUACAGGGUCAUCAGUGGGCAUUUGGGAUGGGUGAGAUCAGUGGCCUUUGAUCCAAGUAACAACUGGUUUUGUACUGGUUCUGCAGACCGUACGAUCAAGAUAUGGGAUGUAGCAAGUGGAAGGCUAAAGCUCACGUUAACUGGACAUAUUGAACAAAUACGAGGCCUUGCCGUUAGUAGCAAACACACAUAUAUGUUUUCAGCGGGUGACGAUAAGCAAGUUAAAUGCUGGGACCUUGAACAGAACAAGGUUAUCCGGUCUUAUCAUGGUCAUCUGAGUGGUGUUUAUUGCUUGGCUCUUCAUCCUACUAUUGACAUUUUGCUAACCGGGGGACGUGAUUCUGUCUGCCGGGUAUGGGAUAUUCGAACUAAGAUGCAAAUUUUUGCAUUGUCUGGGCAUGAUAACACCGUUUGCUCGGUUUUUACUCGACCCACGGAUCCACAAGUUGUUACGGGCUCCCAUGAUACGACCAUAAAAUUCUGGGACCUUAGAUAUGGAAAAACGAUGUCAACUCUAACACAUCAUAAGAAGUCUGUGCGAGCAAUGGCACCACACCCUAAAGAGCAUUCUUUUGCAUCCGCAUCAGCCGACAACAUAAAGAAAUUCAGUCUUCCAAAGGGAGAAUUCUUGCACAAUAUGCUCUCUCAGCAAAAGACUAUAAUUAAUACCAUGGCCGUCAACGAGGAUGGUGUCAUGGCUACCGGAGGUGACAAUGGGAGUUUGUGGUUUUGGGACUGGAGAAGUGGUCACAAUUUCCAGCAAGCUCAGACAAUUGUGCAGCCUGGCUCGUUGGAUAGUGAAGCGGGUAUAUACUCACUCUCUUACGACAUAACUGGUACGAGAUUGGUUUCAUGCGAAGCCGACAAGACAAUCAAAAUGUGGAAAGAAGAUGAAACCGCAACCGAACAGACUCAUCCUCUCAACUUCAAACCACCCAAGGAUAUCCGUCGGUUCUAGCCACGCAUUUUUCAGCUUGUGCUCUUACCCCAUCCAUCUGUUGUAAAAGGUUUGGAGAUAUGCAAGGUUAAAACACUUCGUUUAGUAUUAUUGAUUGAA
Hibiscus syriacus is the source of this 1690-nucleotide messenger RNA. Its product is annotated as protein pleiotropic regulatory locus 1-like. Gene Ontology annotation, biological process: mRNA splicing, via spliceosome. Gene Ontology annotation, cellular component: Prp19 complex; precatalytic spliceosome; catalytic step 2 spliceosome. Lineage: Eukaryota; Viridiplantae; Streptophyta; Magnoliopsida; Malvales; Malvaceae. Bases 131 to 1591 code for a protein of 486 amino acids. The transcript has 17 exons. Gene Ontology annotation, molecular function: protein binding. The record is from RefSeq and is a predicted model, not a curated record.